This is a messenger RNA of Moesziomyces antarcticus, 2424 nucleotides long. RefSeq names its product DNA binding protein. Gene Ontology annotation, molecular function: ATP hydrolysis activity; ATP binding; mismatched DNA binding. NCBI's taxonomy places the organism in Eukaryota, Fungi, Basidiomycota, Ustilaginomycetes, Ustilaginales, Ustilaginaceae. The coding region runs from base 1 to 2424 and encodes 807 amino acids. Gene Ontology annotation, biological process: mismatch repair. Gene Ontology annotation, cellular component: MutLalpha complex. The record is from RefSeq and is a predicted model, not a curated record. The transcript has a single exon.
AUGGUCGACGAUCGCGAACAGGACCUGCCGCCCGAGGCCGAGGCGGCGCGCUACAAGCCGAUCCGCCGCCUCGACGAGAAUGUUGUCAACCGCAUCGCAGCCGGCGAGAUCAUCCACCGCCCCGCCAACGCGCUCAAGGAGCUCAUCGAAAACUCGCUCGAUGCUGGCGCCACUCUGAUCCGCAUCACCCUCAAGGAAGGCGGCAUCAAGAUGCUCCAGAUCCAGGACAACGGCUGCGGCGUUCAGCCGUCCGACUUGCCUCUCCUCUGCGAGCGCUUCGCCACCUCCAAGCUGCGCGACUUUGCCGACCUCGACAGCAUGGCCACCUUUGGCUUCAGAGGUGAGGCGCUCGCCAGCAUCAGCUACGUCUCGGCUUCCAUGAGUGUCGUCACAAAGACUCGCGACAACGACUGUGCCUACCGCGCCUAUUACGCCAAUGGCGCUCUCGCCCCACCUAAGCCCGGACAGAGCAGCGAGCCGAGGCAAUGCGCAGGCACAGACGGCACUCUCAUCACCGCCGAGGAUCUCUUCUACAAUGUCCCACAGCGCAGAAGGGCUCUACGCAGCCCCGCAGACGAGUACAACCGUGCUCUGGACGUCGUCUCAAAGUAUGCCGUGCACUACGGCGGCAGAGGCGUCGGCUUUGUCUGUCGCAAGGCUGCCACCAACGCCACCGACCUCAACACUCCUUCGUCGCCCACCAACACCACGCUCGACACUAUCCGCAUCCUCCACGGCAACGCCGUGUCGCGCGAACUCGUCGAGCUCACAGAUGUACACGACGCAAACCUUGGCUUUCAGUGCAACGGCUGGAUCAGCGGCGCCAACUGGAGCAGCAAACGCACAACGCUGCUUUGCUUCAUCAACAAUCGCCUCGUCGACUGUCCGCUGCUCAAGCGCUCCAUCGAGGCGCUCUACGCAACCCUCCUCCCCAAGGGCGGUCAUCCGUGGAUCUACCUAUCACUCUCCAUCAACCCGGCCAAUGUCGACGUCAACGUGCACCCCACCAAGAAGGAGGUGCAUUUCCUCAACGAGGACGAGAUCGUCGAGCACAUUUGCCGCGCUGCCCAGGACAAGCUCGCGGGCGCCAAUUCGAGCAGGACGUUUGCCUUUUCGCAGGCUGUGCUCCCUGUCCUCGCAGCCGACGUCGCUGCUCGAAGCGUACCCGCACCCGCGCCUGCGCAAACAGACGAAGCCGAUGCGCACAACCCCAUUGAUGCGGGGCGCGAAGCGACGCGCAGCCGUGACAGCGGGAGGGCGACCACAAGCUCAUCAGCCUCGGCGGCUCGAAGAACAACAGGAGGUCCCAUUUCAUCGUCGAAAGGCUACCCACAGCAUCUCGUACGCGUCGACGCCAAGGCUCGAACGCUCGACUCCAUGUUUUCGGCUUCAACCUCCGCGGCGGGCAAGAAGCGCCUGCUAGAUUCAGAUCUGCACCAAAGUUUCGAUUCCGACUUGCCGACUGAGGCGUCGGACGAUCAGGCAAACGCUGGUACCUCCAACCGUGACAGCAGCAGCUACAGCGCUCCUGCGGCCAAACGCGCGCGCCAAGGCCUUGGCGUGCGUGUCACCGACUCGGACUGCUCGCUCACAUCGGUGCGCCAGCUGCGCGCCCACAUUGGCAAGGCGCAACAUCGCAACCUCACCGAGGUGGUACAGAACCACACCUUUGUCGGCGUCGUCGAUCUGCACAAGGGCAUCAGCCUGAUCCAGCACGAGACGCGCCUGCUGCUCGUCAACCACGACGCCAUGAUUCGCGAGUUUGCCUACCAGCUCGUGCUGCGCCAAUUCGGCAGUUUCGUCGCGAUCAAGCUGGAUCCGCCUCUCUCGCUCGAUGAGCUCGUCGACAUUGCGCUCGACAACACCGCCGGCGUACCCGAGGACUCGACGGCGAGCACCGAGACGGUGCGCGACAAGAUCGUCGGCGUGCUCCUCGACCAUGCCGAGAUGCUGCAUGAGUACUUUUCGUUUACUGUAGACGCGGAUGCGCGCACGCUCAAAGCGCUGCCGAGUCUGCUCCCCGGCGCGAUCGUGGCGGGCGUGCAGGGCGCGUGUGCGAUCGAGCUCGAGCGCUUGCCGCAGCUGCUCGUCCGCCUCGCCACCCGCGUCGACUGGCAGGACGAGCAGGCGUGCUUCGACACGUUUGCGCACCAGAUCGCAUGGAGCUGCGUGCCGUGUCCACCGCCGCCACCUCCAACGUCGACGCAAUCGAGGGCGGGCGACGAGGAAGACGCAGUACAGGCACGGCAGGCGUCCGACGAGCACGAGCGCGAGACCGAACUGGCGCGCCGCAGAGUGCAGCACCUCUGGUUUGACAACAUGCCCAGGUCGCGCGCGCGCUACGUGCCCAGCCGCGCCACCAACGACGUCGUCGUACAGGUCGCCAACCUGCCGGACCUGUACCGCGUGUUUGAGCGGUGCUGA